Molecule: messenger RNA, 3119 nt
Organism: Coccinella septempunctata (seven-spotted ladybird)
Lineage: Eukaryota; Metazoa; Arthropoda; Insecta; Coleoptera; Coccinellidae
Gene: Sec63
Product: translocation protein SEC63 homolog
Exons: 10
Coding region: 82-2352 (756 amino acids)
Biological process (GO): SRP-dependent cotranslational protein targeting to membrane; post-translational protein targeting to endoplasmic reticulum membrane
Cellular component (GO): Sec62/Sec63 complex
Molecular function (GO): RNA binding; transmembrane protein transporter activity
Source: RefSeq, a predicted model, not a curated record
CAGAAAAAUCAGUAUUCUGUGUUGGCGAAGUGACACGUCGGUGUUAAUGUUUGUGUAGUCUCAUAAUUUUAAUUUUAUAUAAUGGGGCAGAAGUUUCAAUAUGAUGAAAGUGGAGGAACUUUUUUCUAUUUUCUACUUUCAUUUUUAGCAUUAAUUUUAAUACCAGCAACAAUCUACUAUUGGCCAAGGAAAAAGAAAAGAGAUCCAGAGGAAGAAAAUAGACGAUGCCAUUGUCCACCAUGCAUACAAAAAGUAGAAUAUCUCAAAAAUGCAGAGCCCUGGAAAGGUCCGAAGGAUUUUUUGAUAAAACUCUUAAUUUUGGCCGGUUGGGUUGUCCUCAUAUUCUUAGCAUAUAAAGUUUCACAAUUUGAUUAUGAAAUGGCCAACUUUGACCCCUAUGAGAUACUCAGGGUUCCCUUGGGAGCUUCUGAAAGUGAAAUUAAAAAAUCUUACAGGAAGCUCUCUCUGAUUUUGCAUCCAGACAAAGAUACUGGAAAUGCCAAAGAAUUUAUGAAACUAACCAAAGCUUAUCAGGCUUUAACGAAUGAAGAAGCAAGAAAAAAUUGGGAGAAAUAUGGAAAUCCGGAUGGUCCAGGAGCAAUGAGUUUUGGUAUUGCCCUUCCUUCUUGGAUAGUUGAAAAAGAAAAUAGUGUAUGGGUUCUUGGAUUGUAUGCAUUAGUUUUCAUGAUUGCGUUGCCAAUAGUAGUUGGAACUUGGUGGUAUAGAAGUAUAAAAUUCACUGGAGAUCAGGUGCUGUUGGAUACUUCUCAAAUGUACUAUUAUUUCUUCCAUAAGACUCCGAACAUGAUUCUGAAGAGAGUGAUCAUGAUACUGGCAGCUAGUUUUGAAUUUGAUAAACGCCAUAAUUCCGAGGUUGUGGAAAGACCAACAGACAACGAAGAAAUCCCACAGCUGUUCAAAAGAUUACCCCAUCUUCAAGAAAAAAAUAAGGAACAGCCGAUGUGCAGGAUGUAUAGUGUGAAAGCUAGAACUAUUAUUCAUGCACAUUUAACGAGGAUACCUUUGAACCCAUUAACUCUAGAGCAAGAUAGGAGAUAUAUCAUAGCAAAAUGUCCUUACCUACUUCUGGAGCAAGUUAACUGUGUUAAUCAACUAAUACUAUUAGGUUAUGCUAAAAGAAUUCAACAUAUUCCUAGUAUUGAAUCGAUAGAGAACUGUAUGAAACUGUCCCCGAUGAUUGUCCAAGCGAUGUGGGAGCAUAAAUCGCCCCUACUGCAACUCCCCUACAUCAAUGAGGAUAACCUAAAAUAUUUCAUGUCGAAAAAACGCCAUAUUAAAACAUUGCAACAAUAUGCCCAGCUAAAGAGCGAAGAUAGGCGCAGUCUCUUGAGGAAUUUAUCCGACGCUCAGUACGAAGACGUCAUGAAGGUGCUGGGCAACAUGCCCUACGUCGAUUUUCAAGUUAAAUGUGAAGUUAUCGACGAUGAGAACCCCACGAAAGUUACAGCUGGCGCUAUUGUCACUGUUACGGUGACUCUGACGCGUCAGAACAUGAGUACCCUCUUUGGCGAUGAGAACGCCAAAGAUAACAGUCUCAUUACUGAGAACGGAAUCGAGGUUGAAAAUAAAGAGACUCCUGGGGGUGACGGGGACUCUGAGCCGUUUGUGAAGAGACCUGCUUGGAUGAAGCAAAAAAGAGGUGGCGGUAAGAAGAGUAAGAAAUCAGGGAAACAAAAUAAAUCAACUGCGAAAUCGAAUCACAAUGUGGAGGAAACUCUCACGCCCUCUCAGGAGAAAUCAAAGACCAAAGAUGAGAGGGAGAAACCUUUGAAAGACGAUUUAUCGAAUGAUUCAGACGAUAGUGAUAGGGAAAACGCAAAAACCGAGAAAUCUUCCGAUGAAGAUAACGAUAACAAUCAAAGAAGUGAAAAUAGUGAUGACGAUGAUCAGGAAUGGGAAAAAUUCAAGAAGAUCAGGGAACGUGAGAGAUCCUUGGAAGGAAAAUCGAAAACAUCGCAUCCGGUUCAUUGUCCUUAUUUUCCUGCUGAGAAACAGGAAUACUGGUGGACUUACAUAUGCGACAGGAAAUCGAGAACUCUCCUUACUGCUCCUUACUACGUUACCAGUCUAGUGAAUCAAGAAAUUGUUCAUCUUAAGUUUACUGCACCGAUUUGGCCGAACAAGUAUACACUCCAAGUGUGUCUGAGGUCGGACUCUUACGUUGGAUUCGACCAGCAGAAAGACAUCAAAUUGGAUGUAGAAGAGGCUCACAAGGAAAUAGUGGACCAUCCCCAAUGGGAGUUUGAAGAUUCAGCGGAUGAAGCAGUUGCAGAUAACGAUGCUCACGAAUCGGAAUAUACAACAGACGAUGAUAUUCCUGGAGACGACUGAACCACUUACUCUCUAGCCGAAUAUAGUUGAAAAUUAAAGCAAGAAUCUGUCUCGACAGUCGGGUGGUCCAACAAACGGAAUACUUAGGCAGAUUUUUCUAUAUUCAUCAUAUUUUUAUACUGUGAAUUUUUAUUAAUUUAUUAGAUUGAGCAUUUACCUGCUUAUCGAUAAGAUGAAGUAAAAAAUGUUAUUGGAUAUAAAUAUCACUACGUUUUCUGUUUGAAUCAAUUUUUUUCUAUUUUUUGGUUGUUGAAAGUCUUCAUUAUAGGCUGAUCUGGGUUUAAGGAAUGAUAUGGACAGUUGUGUGGGUAUUCAAAUGAAAAUUAGUCAGUUUGUCGAUCUAUCAGUGCAAUAUUUCCGCGUGGAAUUCCCAAAAAUCAUUGAUAUAUAUGAAAAAUAUUUAUUUAUUCUUCCAGUGAGCUCAAAUUUAAUUAUUUAUUUUUUUUGUCAUUGUUAAUUUACGUGUAACCAUUUUGGUUGACGAACCCCUUUCUAGAUCGAUAAUUUAUUUAAUUAAUGCAAAUGAUUUGAAAUUCAUUCCAAUCUGUUUUGGAUGCGAGGUUUCAGUAUUCAAAAUGUUGAACGCUAAGUUACAAUUUAUUUUGGUAUGACGCCAUCCUGUUUCCGAAGUGUACUGUCAUGAAAAAAUAUUGAAACUGUUUGUUCAAGAGAGGAUUCUAAUGAAAUUCACUUGUUAGAGAUAGUAAACAUUUUUAUUGCCCCAAAUUUGUAAUUUGAAAUGAGAUAAUAAAUUGAUAUUUAACACA